Molecule: messenger RNA, 1132 nt
Organism: Polyodon spathula (Mississippi paddlefish)
Lineage: Eukaryota; Metazoa; Chordata; Actinopteri; Acipenseriformes; Polyodontidae
Product: guanylyl cyclase inhibitory protein-like
Exons: 5
Coding region: 67-711 (214 amino acids)
Molecular function (GO): calcium ion binding
Source: RefSeq, a predicted model, not a curated record
ACUCUUUCAAAGUGAUAUUAGCUGUGCCUAGGUUAAUCUUGAGGCUGAUAUAUAAAGUGUGAUUCAAUGAGUCUCAGCUACAGAGCAUCUCCCUUGGUGAGAAUUCCAUGUGUGGUUGAAGCAGGGUGGAAAAUGGGUCAAGCAGCGACGCUACCACAGAGAAACGGCACCUAUGUCAUUGAGCUUCAUGAAUGGUAUAGAAAAUUUAUCAAUGAGUGCCCUAGUGGACUGAUUACUCUCCACGAAUUUCAAAGACACUUCUGUGAUGGUACAGUGGGCAACGAGUCUUCAGAAUAUGCCGAGCAGAUAUUCAGAACGCUGGACAAUAAUGGGGAUGGGAUUGUUGAUUUCCGAGAGUAUGUGACUGCUAUAAGUAUGCUAAUUCAAGGCUCCCCUGAAGAGAAGCUGAGAUGGUCCUUCAAGUUGUAUGACAAGGAUAGCGAUGGUGCUAUUACACGAUCGGAAAUGCUAGAAAUUAUGCAGGCUGUAUAUAAAAUGAGUCUGGCAGCUUCUCUAACAAAAACGAACCCUUUAACAGUGGAGGAAUGCACAAACAAGAUAUUCAGCAGACUGGAUAAAGACAGAAAUGCCGUUAUCAGCCUCGAAGAGUUUAUCGAAGGAGCUUUAGAUAACGACUGGAUACGUGAAAUGCUUGAGUGUGACCCCAACACAGUCAAAGUGGAAAUACCUCAGAAAACCUCUCCUGUCUAGCAAGCACAUUACCUCUACGUGACUCGACACCAUUAAGAAACCCAACCUGUAGGGAACUGUACAGCUCCUUAGCAACAGGCUAUUUAUUGCACAGUAGUUGCUGUGGUUUGAAAAAUUUAAAGAGACACUGCUUAUGUAACACUGUAAAAAUAGCAUUGGGAAUUUUAAAAUGACUUACUGUUUUUGUGAGAAUUACACGUUGUAGUUUAUAUACUGGCUUGAACUGUGCCACUGUGAAAUGUAACAUGCCUUAGUUUCUGAUUGGAGGAACUGCAUGAUGUCUUUUCAUGAUGUCUUAUUAAAAUGUUCAACAGUGCGUAUUAUGUGGAAUUUUGUAUUCUGUUAAAUUAAAUAAGCUUACUCAUUCUGUUCAUCUGUCUGUAUUCUAUAUAAGACAAUGCAAUAAAAAAUAGUUAAAAUU